Molecule: messenger RNA, 1184 nt
Organism: Entelurus aequoreus (snake pipefish)
Lineage: Eukaryota; Metazoa; Chordata; Actinopteri; Syngnathiformes; Syngnathidae
Gene: il10
Product: interleukin 10
Biological process (GO): immune response
Cellular component (GO): extracellular region
Molecular function (GO): cytokine activity
Source: RefSeq, a predicted model, not a curated record
AUGUCCACAACCUUCUACUAUCCAGGUGAGAGGAUGAAGUUUCAAUUUAUGUCCACAACCUUCUACUAUCCAGGUGAGAGGAUGAACUUUCAAUUCAUGUCCACAACCUUCUACUAUCCAGGUGAGAGGAUGAACUUUCAAUUCAUGUCCACAACCUUCUACUAUCCAGGUGAGAGGAUGAACUUUCAAUUUAUGUCCACAACCUUCUACUAUCCAGGUGAGAGGAUGAACUUUCAAUUCAUGUCCACAACCUUCUACUAUCCAGGUGAGAGGAUGAACUUUCAAUUUAUGUCCACAACCUUCUACUAUCCAGGUGAGAGGAUGAACUUUCAAUUUAUGUCCACAACCUUCUACUAUCCAGGUGAGAGGAUGAACUUUCAAUUUAUGUCCACAACCUUCUACUAUCCAGGUGAGAGGAUGAACUUUCAAUUUAUGUCCACAACCUUCUACUAUCCAGGUGAGAGGAUGAACUUUCAAUUUAUGUCCACAACCUUCUACUAUCCAGGUGAGAGGAUGAACUUUCAAUUUAUGUCCACAACCUUCUACUAUCCAGAUCAUCAUCAUCAUCAUGCGCGGCACCACAAGUCUCCUCCUCUGCUGGUCCUGCUGGUCCAGAGUCUCCUGGGCACGCCGGUGUGCACCAACCAGUGCUGCCGCUUCGUGGAGAGUUUCCCCAGCCGGCUGAGGAAGCUCCGCCAGGAUUAUUUGCACAUCAGAGACUUUUACGAAGCCAACGACGACCUGGACACGGCGCUGCUCGACCAAAGUGUGGAGGAGUCCUUCAGAACGCCGUUCGCCUGCCACGCCAUGGACGGCAUUCUGGACUUCUAACCUGCGCACGGUGCUGCCCACGCCCUGGCGGGGGUGACGGAGGACACCAAGGAGCUGAAACCUCACAUGGAGUCCAUCCAGCACAUAUUCGACGAGAUGAAGAGGGUGGUCAACAAAUGCCGGAAGUACUUCGCCUGCCAGACGCAGUUUGACGUCAUCAAUCUCAACGCCACGUACAACCAGCUGGAGAGCAAAGGCGUGUACAAGGCCAUGGGCGAGCUGGACGUGCUCUUUAACUACAUCGAAACUUACCUGGCGUCUAAACGCCACAGAAGCCAUUUUGUGUCCUCCUGAAAAGUCCCUUGUUUGUAAAAAUGUGUAUUUGUCUAUUUAUUUGUCAUCAAUAAAUGAAG